Molecule: messenger RNA, 1647 nt
Organism: Sciurus carolinensis (gray squirrel)
Lineage: Eukaryota; Metazoa; Chordata; Mammalia; Rodentia; Sciuridae
Product: NXPE family member 4-like
Exons: 5
Coding region: 1-1635 (544 amino acids)
Source: RefSeq, a predicted model, not a curated record
AUGAAAACAACUCUGACAAAUCGCAAAUCGCUGUGGCUACUGCUGCUUAUAUUAGCCUUCUUGAUCACUUUUACAGUUCUCCCAAAGUCCAGGAAGAUAUGGACUACUCUCAAGUUACCUACCUCCCUCCAUCAUUGGAAUUUGAUCACAGAGUCCUCAUUCCCUGGAGCAUCUCUGAAUCCAGCAACAUUACUAACCGAGACUGAGCUGCGAACAAAGGAGAUCCUGGAGAAACUCAACCAGUUGAUCCCGCCCAGACCCUUCACCCACGUGAACACCACCACCAGCGCCAGACACAGCACAGUCUCCAUCCUCAACCCCAGACACACGUACUGCCGGGGGGACCAGCUGGACAUCCUGUUGGAGGCCAGGGACCACCUGGGACGAAGGAAGGAAUAUGGAGGGGACUUCCUGAGGGCCAGGAUGUCCUCCCCAGCCCUGAAGGCAGGCGCCUCAGGAAAGGUGACAGACUUCAACAAUGGCACCUACCUUGUCAGCUUCACUCUGUUCUGGGAGGGCCGUGUUUCCCUGUCUCUCCUGCUCAUCCACCCCAGUGAAGGGGUGUCGGCCCUCUGGAGGGCAAGGAACCAAGGCUAUGACAGGGUGAUCUUCACAGGCCAGUUUGUUAAUGGCACCACCCAGGUCCUCUCUGAAUGUGGUCUGGUCCUAAACACAAGGGCUGAAUUGUGUCAGUACCUGGAUGCUCGCGACCAAGAGGCCUUCUACUGCGUGAGGCCUCAGCAUGUUCCCUGUGCUGCACUCACUCACAUGCACUCCAAGAACAAGGAAGUUUCUUAUCUUAGCAAACAGGAAAGGACCAUUUUUAUAAGGUCAAAUGUGGGUGUGGAGAUUAUGGAAAACUUCACUGUGAUUAGAGUCUCCAAAUGCAACAAAGACCCGGAUUCACUGAAAGAGAAAUGCAAGCUUGGAAUGACAUCCACAGUCCCCAGUGGGCAUGUCUGGAAAGGAACAUGGAAUCCUGUCUCCUGUAGAUUGACUCCAGUCAAAAUGGAUGAGUGCCUGAGAGGAAAAUUCAUACAUCUAUUGGGAGAUUCCACCAUCCGUCAAUGGAUCGAAUACUUCAAAGCCAGUAUCAACUCGCUGAAGUCAGUGGAUCUGCAUGACUAUGGAAAACUGCAACAUCAGCUAGCUGUGGACUUGGAUAGGAAUAUCAAUAUCCAGUGGCAAAAACAUGGUUACCCCUUGAUUGGAUCAUCUGCUUAUUCGGUCAAAGAUAUCGAGUACAUGGCCCGAGUCAUUGACAGAACUGGAGGAGAAAAAAAUACUGUCAUAGUUAUUUCUCUGGGCCAGCAUUUCAGACCCUUUCCCAUUGAUGUUUUCAUCCGAAGGGCCCUCAAUGUGCACAAAGCUAUUCAGCGACUCCUUCUGAGAAGCCCAGAUACUACAGUCAUUAUUAAGACAGAAAACAUCAGGGAGAUGCACAAUGACAUGGAAAGAUUUAGUGACUUUCAUGGUUACAUUCAAUACCUUGUCAUGACGGACAUUUUCCAGGAUCUCAAUGUGAGCAUCAUUGAUACCUGGGAUAUCACAAUUGCAUAUGGCACAAAUAAUGUGCACCCACCUCCGUAUGUAGUUGGAAAUCAAAUUAAUAUAUUCUUAAACUAUAUUUGCUAGAUAGCAUGUAUC